Molecule: messenger RNA, 705 nt
Organism: Nicotiana attenuata
Lineage: Eukaryota; Viridiplantae; Streptophyta; Magnoliopsida; Solanales; Solanaceae
Exons: 3
Coding region: 1-705 (234 amino acids)
Source: RefSeq, a predicted model, not a curated record
AUGCAACAACACUACACUGACAACCUACUUGAACAAGAGAAGCACAUACUACAGGAGUUAGAGAAAUGGUCUUUAAUGAAAGAGAGCAUUCUGAAGCAAAAGUCAAGGGAAAAAUGGAUCACUCUAGGUGAUGCUAACACUAAGUAUUUCUCUGCUAUUAUGAAAGAAAGAAGCCACAGGAAACAGAUUUUGGAGAUUACAACUAUGGAUGGAUGGAAGCUAACUACUCCUGCUAGCAUCAAGAAGACAAUCAAUAAAGAGAUUAUGCAAAAUGGUCCCAAGCUCACUCAUGAUCAACAACUCAGCUUAAUUGCAGAAGUCUUAGAGAAGGAGAUAUAUGAAAGUCUAUGUGCUAUCCAUGAGGACAAGGCUCUUGGGGUUGAUGGCUAUAAUUCAUGCUUCUUUAAAACGGCAUGGCCUAUAAUUAAACAAGAGAUAGUGAAAGCAGUCCAGGAGUUUUUCAUUACUGGUAGGCUCUACAAAGCUAUAAAUUGCACAUCAAUCACCCCUGUCCCUAAAGUGAUGGUAGAACUGGGAUUUCCUAGUAGGUUUCAACAGUGGGUGCUAGCUUGUGUGAAAACAGUGAGCUACUCUAUUAUUAUAAACGGGGAACCUUCAGAGCCAUUCCCAGCAGCUAAAGGGUUGAGGCAGGGAGAUCCUAUGUCUCCUUUCCUUUUUGCAAUUGCUAUGGAGUGCUUGAGCUGA